Entamoeba nuttalli P19 is the source of this 735-nucleotide messenger RNA. RefSeq lists its product as hypothetical. Lineage: Eukaryota; Evosea; Mastigamoebida; Endamoebidae. The coding region runs from base 1 to 735 and encodes 244 amino acids. The record is from RefSeq and is a predicted model, not a curated record. The transcript is spliced from 2 exons.
AUGCUUCAAUUCAUUCAAAAACGACAGUCUUUUCAACGUUUUCAUAUCCCCCUUAUUCCUUCUGUCUAUUCAUUAAGACAAUUAGACACUUCAGAAUUUUUGAAAGAUGGAGGUGUUUUAUUAGGAUUUGACUUAACGGCAACUCAAUUAAUUGGUUAUAAUUGUUUACCAUUACCAUCACCAAUAAAUCCAUCAUUAAUUCAUUAUCAUUUCAAUAUUAUAAUAUCCCCCUUUUUCCCUCCAUACCCUUUGCAUUUCUUUUCACUCCCAAUUCUUCCUUCAAUCACUCAUACUCCUUCUCUACCUAUACAAAUCAUCACUUCAUUAAAUAGAUAUCUUGUUUAUCAUUAUUCUUCUAAUACUCUUCAUCUAACUAUACUAACACCAAAUGCUCAAUCUAUUCCUUGUCAUUUUCUUUUCUAUUCUAUUUCACAACCAUUCUCCUUUCUUCAAUCUAAAAGCACAAUCACUUUAAUAACUUCAACACAUAUUCUCACUAUCUUUUUGAAUGGAAUAUCACCAAAAUAUGACCAACAAGUCAAUGGGAAUCAUAACUUACUUUCUAUUGAUUUAAAUUCACUGAAAACAAUCAUAAAUGUAACUGGACUACAAUUUAAUAACCAACCCAUUCAUAAAAUCACUCACACAACUUCAUUACCAAAACAUAUUAUAUUACCAUUUGUUUGUGAUUAUUCUCUUUUUACUACUUUCUUGAUGUUAUCUCAUCCAUUUUAG